GUCCUUCCCUAAGAGGUUCCCCGUGCUCUGUAGUGGACAUGAAGAAUCAAACCUUUUUUUCCUUGGUAGUGAUUGGUCACCACCCUAUUGGUAUCGUUCAGCCCUAUAAGGAAUGCUUAAACUUUCGUGCCUCCCAGUGGCGUAGACGCGGAUGACGGGAGCCUCCUUGUGUGGGGUGGAAGAUAGCUGUCGCCCAUGGGAUAGAAGUCCCUGCCACCCUUGACGUGGUUAACUAUUGUAACUAGCGUCCCCUAUUACUAGGAAUAUAAGUGAUUUAGCUAGCUCUUCGAAUCAGUCCCGAGAAAAAUAGUAGAAAAAAAAAAAAAGAAAAGAAAGAAAUCGGUUCCUUCUUCAUAACUAUCACGCCUUUUCAAACCCUUCCGUUGGCUCCCCUCCACCAUGAGCGGUAAGACAAGUAAUGACAAACCGCAGUCGGCUAACGAGACGGCCGACUUCCAAAAUAAUGCCCUUGCACAGCAGUAUGGUGGUGGACAUGUCGGCGGCUGGGUUGGCCGUUUGCCCUCAUCGUGGGUUCCUUACGUCCAGCUCGCACGACUGAGUCCUCCUGCAGCCCUCUUCCUUAUAUAUUUCCCACACUUCUUCGGCAUUAUACUUGCCGCCAUCAUUCGGGGAUCUCCCAUCUCCCAGGUGCUCCGAGCGAGCUCAAUCAUGCUUGGCGGUAGCUUCUUUUUCUCAAACGCGGCUCAUGGCUGGAACGACCUCAUCGAUGCGCCCGUCGACAAGUCAAUACCUCGGACGAGCAAGCGUCCUAUCCCCCGAGGUGCUAUCACACCUCGCUCCGCUUUCGUUUUUACUGCGAUACAGGCUAUCGGCGCUGCCUCAUUUCUACUCCUAAUGCCUCCCGGAAGCGCGAUAUACGCCAUCCCGAAUAUUAUUGGUACGUUCUACUACCCUUGGGCCAAACGGCACACCAACUUUGCGCAAUUGGUACUCGGAUUUUGUUUGGCCUGGGGUAUCAUGAUGGGGUCAUGCGCAAUGGGUGCCGAGCCAUUUAUGGGGGGACCCUUUGGGAGCGGAAACGGAUGGAAGCAGUUCUUCUGGAUCGAACCGUCAACCACGUGCCUCUUCCUCGCAAGCAUUCUGUGGACGGUUAUUUAUGAUUCAAUCUAUGCGCAUCAAGAUGUCAAGGAUGACAUCAAGGUGGGUUUGAAGAGCAUUGCUGUUCUGCUUGAGGAUUGGACGAAACCGUUUCUAUGGCUGCUCCUUAGCUGUAUGAUCGCACUAUUAUAUACGUGCGGAAGUCUCCUGAAAAUGGGCAUCGCAUUCCACAUAAUCGCCGGCGGUGGAUCCUUGCUUUCUUUAGGUGCUAUGAUCGCUAACGUUGAGUUGAAGGAUUCAGCAAGCUGUUGGUGGUGGUUUAGAUAUGGGUUCUGGCUGGCAGGCGGAGCUAUCGCCGGAGGACUUCUCUCGGAAUAUAUUGCGAUGAGAUUAGUGUUAUGAAUGUGUACCUCUUGCAGAUUUCCAUCUUCUAAUAUAAGACUAAGAGCUAAAUUAAUAAUAAUAAUAUAUUUUA
Molecule: messenger RNA, 1534 nt
Organism: Daldinia vernicosa
Lineage: Eukaryota; Fungi; Ascomycota; Sordariomycetes; Xylariales; Hypoxylaceae
Product: UbiA prenyltransferase
Exons: 1
Coding region: 400-1461 (353 amino acids)
Biological process (GO): ubiquinone biosynthetic process
Cellular component (GO): mitochondrial inner membrane
Molecular function (GO): 4-hydroxybenzoate polyprenyltransferase activity
Source: RefSeq, a predicted model, not a curated record